CCCAGCAGAGCGCAGCGAAGCGCACCGGAGCGCGCCAUGGAGCGCAGACUGCAAGCCCUGGACAGGCUGGUGCGUGGGGAGCGCGGGGGCCCGGAGCCGGCCGGGCUCCUGGACGGGCUACUGGACCUCCUGCUGGGCCUGCACCAGGAGCUCUCCAGUGCCCCCCUGCGCCGGGAGAGGAACGUGGCGCACUUCCUCAGCUGGGCUGCCCCCUUCGUGACAAAAGUAAAAGAACUGAGGCUACAGAGGGAUGACUUUGAGAUCCUGAAAGUGAUUGGCCGGGGGGCCUUUGGGGAGGUUGCCGUGGUGAAGCAGAAGGACACCAGCCAGAUCUUUGCCAUGAAGAUGCUGCACAAGUGGGAGAUGCUGAAGAGGGCGGAGACGGCCUGCUUCCGGGAGGAGCGAGAUGUCCUGGUGAAGGGAGAUGGCCGCUGGGUGACGAAUCUCCACUGCGCCUUCCAGGAUGAUGACUAUCUGUACUUGGUCAUGGACUACUAUGCUGGUGGGGACCUGCUGACCUUGCUGAGUCGUUUUGAGGACCGGCUGCCCCCAGAGCUGGCGCAAUUCUACUUGGCUGAGAUGGUGCUGGCCAUUCACUCCCUGCACCAGCUGGGCUACGUGCACAGGGACGUCAAGCCGGACAACGUGCUUCUGGACACCAAUGGGCACAUUCGCCUGGCCGACUUUGGCUCCUGCCUGCGGCUCAAUGCCAAUGGAAUGGUGGACUCGUCGGUGGCCGUUGGCACCCCUGAUUACAUCUCCCCUGAGAUCCUACAAGCCAUGGAAGAAGGAAAGGGCCACUAUGGGCCGCAGUGUGACUGGUGGUCCUUGGGGGUCUGUAUGUAUGAGCUGCUCUUUGGAGAGACCCCCUUCUACGCCGAGUCUCUGGUGGAGACCUACGGCAAGAUCAUGAACUAUGAGGACCACCUGCAGUUUCCCCCCGAUGUCCCUGAGGUGUCAGAGAGUGCCCGGGACCUGAUCCGCAAACUCCUGUGUCGCCAGGAGGAGAGGCUGGGCCGGGGGGGCCUGGAUGACUUCCGGGGUCACCCCUUCUUUGAGGGGGUGGACUGGGAGCGGCUCCCAGCCAGCACUGCUCCCUACAUUCCUGAGCUCCAGGGGCCCAUGGACACCUCCAACUUUGACGUGGAUGAUGACACCCUUAACCACCCCGGGACCCUGCCACCUGCUUCCCAUGGGACCUUCUCUGGCCACCACCUGCCUUUUGUGGGGUUUACCUUCACUUCCAGUCCUACGCCCAGUUCAGACAAGAGCCCUGACCUGCCGGCCUCCAGCCUGGAGCGGAGGAUGCGGAGCCUAGAGCAGGAGAAAGCGGAACUGAGCCAAAAGCUGGAAGAUGCCACCCCUGGCUGCAAGGAGCUGGAGCAGCUGAGGAAGGAGGUGGAAGCCCUUCGGAAGAAGCUGGCAGAAGCCCAGGCAGAAGGUGCCCCCAGAGGGGGAAUGGCCCCCGUGAGCGGUUGGCAGCAGGAGAGAGAUCAGCUUUGCCAGGACCUGUCGGAGGCCCAGGCCCAGCUGCGGACCCAGGCCCAGGAGCUGCUCAUCUCUGAUGGGAGGCAGAAGGAGCUGCAGCAGAGGCUUCAGGAGGCUGAAGAGGCUGUAGGCGCUGCCAGGGGCCAGGCCCAGGCCUUGACCCACCAGCUGGAGGAGGCCCGGGAAACCCAGACAGAGCUCCAGGCCAAGGUGACUGCCCUGACCCAUGAGGUGGCGCGGCUCCGGAAGCAGAGGGAAAGGAGCAGGGAGAAGGAGCGGUCCAGAGCCAAGGCCAUCCAUGCUCCCCCUGAGACCAACGGCUCGGGCCUCCCGGGAGCUGGCCCGCAGGAGGCCCUGAAGAAGGAGAUGGAAGCUCUGAGAUUUCAGCUGGACCAGGCUCGGAGCCAGGGCCCUGCCAGCCUGAAAGGGAAGGAUGAACUUUCCCGGCUACAGGAAGAGAACAGGCGUCUGACCCAGGAGCAGGAGCAGCUGUCCGGAGAGCUGGAGCGAGAGAGGCAGAUCAAGAAGCAGCUGGAAGGAGAGAGGCGGGAGAGCGAGAGCAACUGGGAGGCCCAGAUUUCGGACAUCCUCACCUGGGUGAAUGAUGAGAAGGUCUCCCGAGGCUACCUGCAGGCUCUGGCCACCAAGAUGGCAGAGGAACUGGAGGCAUUACGUACUGCUGGGACCCAGACCCUCCCAGCCCGGCCCCUGGACCACCAGUGGAAGGCCCGGAGGCUCCAGAAGAUGGAGGCCUCAGCCAAGCUGGAGCUGCAGUCAGCACUGGAGGCAGAGAUCCGGGCUAAGCAGAACCUUCAGGAGCAGCUGGGCCGGAUGCAGGAAGCCCAGCGCCAAGGAGAGAGCCACCUGCAAGAGGCUGAGAAGCGAAACCAGGCACUGCAGCAGGAGCUGGCCGCCCUGAAGGAGGAGAUGAAGGCCCGGGGGCAGGGGGACUCCAAACCGUCCAAUUCCCUGAUUCCAUUCCUGCCCUUCCGGAGCUCAGAGAAAGAUGCUGCAAAGGACCCCGCCAACCCCCCAGACACCCCUGACUCCCGGCGCCCAGCAGCUGAGGCCGAGCUGCGUCCAGAGGGCCGCCGCAGUAUGCGGAUGGGGGCUGUGUUCCCCCGAGCCCCAGCCCCAGCCCCAGCUGACAGUCCUCCAGCCAAGCCUGGCUGCCACACUCUGCGCCCGCGGAGCUUCCUGUCCCCCACCAAGUGUCUGAGAUGCACCUCGCUCAUGCUCGGCCUCAGCCGUCAGGGGCUGGCCUGUGAAGCCUGCAAUUAUUUCUGCCACUCUUCCUGUGCCCCCCUGGCCCCACCCUGCCCCGUGCCCCCUGAGCUCCUGCGGACUGUCCUGGGAGUGAAUGCUGAGACUGGCAUCGGCACUGCCUAUGAGGGCUUCCUGUCGGUGCCCCGCCCCUCAGGGGUGCGCCGAGGCUGGCAGAGGGUGUUUGCCAUACUCAGCGACCUUCGCCUGCUCUUGUAUGACGCCCCUGACCCGAAGCUCCCCGCAGCAAGCAGUGCCCUCAUCCAGACCCUGGACUUGAGGGACCCCCAGUUCUCAGCUGCCCCAGUCCUGGCAUCUGAUGUCAUCCAUGCACAGUCCCGGGACCUACCACGCAUCUUCAGGGUUACGGCAUCCCAGCUGACCAUCCCCCCGACCCUGUGCUCUGUGCUGCUGCUGGCUGACAGCGAGGCAGAAAGGGCCCGUUGGCUGCAGGUCCUGGGGGAGCUGCAUCGCCUCCUGAUAGACGUGCGACCCCGACCCCUCCCCGUCUUCACCCUCAAGGAGGCCUAUGACAACGGGCUGCCCCUGCUGCCCCAUGCCCUCUGCGCGGCCAUCCUCGACCAAGAGCGACUGGCCCUGGGCACCGAAGAAGGGCUCUAUGUCAUCCAUCUGCACACCAAUGAUAUCUUCCAGGUGGGUGAGUGUAAGAAGGUCCAGCGCCUGGCGGUCAGCCAGCCUGCGGGGCUCCUGGCUGUCCUGUGUGGCCGAGGCCCCAGCGUCCGCCUUUUUGCCCUGGACGAGCUGGAGAGCAGUGAGGCGGCAGGGGCCAAGAUCGCCGAGUCGAGGGGCUGUCAGAGCCUGGCAGCGGGCCGGGUGCUUCAGGCCAGCACCCCCGUGCUCUGCGUGGCCGUCAAGCGGCAGGUCUUCUGCUACCAGCUGGGGCCCGGCCCUGGGCCCUGGCACCGGCGCAUCCGAGAACUACAGGUGCCCGGGCCGGUGCAGAGCCUGGCACUGGUGGGCGACCGGCUGUGCGUGGGGGCAGCCGGAGCCUUUGCCCUCUACCCACUGCUCAACGAGGCGGCCCCACUGGUCCUGGGGUCCGGGCUGGCCGCUGAGGGGCUGGGCCCCAGUGAGGCGCUGGGCGCAGUCGAGCUCAGCCUCAGUGAGUUCCUGCUCCUGCUCUCCACGGCAGGCAUCUAUGUGGACAGGACAGGAAAGAAGUCCAGGAGUCAGGAGCUGCUCUGGCCUGCUGCACCCAUAGGCUGGGGCUACACAGCCCCCUACCUGACAGUGUUCAGUGAGAAUGCCAUUGAUGUGUUUGAUGUUCGGAAGGCAGAGUGGGUCCAGUCUGUGCCACUCAAGAAGGUCCGUCCCCUGAACUCUGAGGGCUCCCUUUGUCUCUAUGGCUCCGAGAAAGUCCGACUGACCUACCUCAGGAAUCGGCUGGCCGAGAAGGAUGAGUUCGACAUCCCUGACCUGACUGACAACAGCCGUCGCCAGCUGUUCCGGACCAAGAGUAAGCGUCGCUUUUUCUUCCGAGUGUCCGAGGAGCAGCGCCAACAGCAGCGCAGGGAGAUGCUGAAGGACCCCUUUGUACGCUCCAAGCUCAUCUCUCCACCAACAAACUUCAGCCACCUGGCCCACAUGGGUCCUGGGGAUGGGAAGCCAGAGCUGUCCGCGGUUCCUGAGGAGAAGGGCCGAGGAAGAGGCCGGAGCCACGGUCCUGCUAGGCCCCACAGCUUUUCCGAGGCGCUCCGACGCCCAGCCUCCAUGGGCAGUGAGGUCCUUGUGCCAGAGAUGGACGCCGUGAGGAGGAAGCCCAGGACGUCCCUCUCCAGUGAGUCCGUAUCCUGUGGCCAGGGCUCCCUGAGUCCGGCUGUCUCUUUGAGCCAGAUCUCAGACCGCCCCCGGAGCCUGCCCCCAGCCCCUGAAUCAGAGAGUUCCCGCUGAGCCAUCCUGGUUGGGCAUACCAGCCUCUCCCUGUGCCAGCCCAAAGAAGGGGCCUGGGAGCAGGACAGUGACCCAGUGGAGAGCUGAUGGUGUGGAGAAUCUUGGACCCAUGACCGGGUUGGAGUGCCCCCCUGCGGGCAAGGGCGGCGGGCAGGAGGUGGUGGCCUCCCCAGGAUCCGGGCUCAGGCAGUGGGAUCCCUCAGGCCUCUGGAUCUUUUGGGGGGCUCCCUGGCCAGGGGCAGCUCAAGACGUGAUGAUCCCAAUUUCCAACCUCCCCUCAUCCGCACACCCCGCCCUAGCAUCUGCUGAACCAUCUACCUCCCUUGGCCAAGGGGAAGAGAGCCCUCUGUGGGGCUGUGCCCAGGGGCCUUGCUGAGCCCCUCUGGUGGGGAGGAUCCUGCUUGUGCCAAAGCCCCGGGCCCGGGCAUGGUGGGUGCUCUUGGGACAGAAAUGUGGGUGUGUCCAAGAGACAAGAAGUGGACAGAGGAGCCCCAGGGGAUGGGUUGUGGGGGGAAGGGGGGCAACUGGGGCCUUGGCAGCUGCGGGCCCUGGUUCUUCUGCCGGGAUGGCUCAGAGACUCAGGGAUGUGGGCUGUGGAGGCAGCGUGGGAAGACAGAACCUUUGGGAGACAACAGCCUGAGAGGAUAAGGCUGAAGUGGGACUGAGGUGAGAGAAGGAAGGGGGAAGAAGAAAGGAGGGGUGAUGGAGAGAAAGUGGGGGAGAGCCAGAGAGAAGGGGGGAGGAGGAAGCAUGAGGAAAGAGGACUGAAUUUGGACACAGGAUCUGGGAGCCCAAGGUAACCACCACCUGUCAGUGGAGCAGCACCUAUGAAGCACCUACUGUGUGCUAUGGGCAGGUCCCCUCCCCUGCCUCAGCCUGGGGGCUUUCAGGUGCUUCUAGUUCUAAAUCUUACGAUCCUGUGAUUCCGCAGAAGUGGGGGGGGGGGCGUGCAGAAAAGGAUGCAAGGAAGAGAAGGGACAAAAGAAAAGAGGGAGAAGUCAGACAGUGGAGGGGAAGGGAGGGAGGAGGAGAGGUAGAGGAAGAAUGAAGGGCGGGCAGAGGGGAGGUGAACGAGAGGAGGAGGUGGGCAGGAUGGAGGAAGAAGAGUGAUGAAGAAAAAACAGGCAGGACCUCAAAGAGGAGGCUCCCCUGGAGCAAGGCUAGACAGAGAGGAAGGAAGCCUCUUGCUAAAGGAUUUCCCACCAUCCAAUCAGCCUGCAGGUGGAGAUGACCGGGUAGGGGAGAGGGGCUCAGGGAUUAUUUAUGAGGGGCUAAACUGUGGGGGAUGGGGAGGGAUGGGGGGGAUGAGGGAUACUGGGGCUCCACUCUGGACUAUCUAACCCUUUACUUGGAGAGAGGGUGACUUCUCAAAGUUUCUGUAUUAGGGAGAUAUAUGGGGGGAUUUCAUUAUUGUUAUUAUUGUGGUUAUUAUUAUUAUUAUUAUUUUUAAAAACCCUCUGCCUCAGGGGGACAAGGCAAGUAUUUAUCUGAUGAACACUGUUUGUGGAAGGAUCAACAGUGAUAUUUGA
This is a messenger RNA of Dromiciops gliroides (monito del monte), 6191 nucleotides long. It is a transcript of the gene CDC42BPG, whose product is annotated as CDC42 binding protein kinase gamma. Bases 37 to 4662 code for a protein of 1541 amino acids. The record is from RefSeq and is a predicted model, not a curated record. Gene Ontology annotation, cellular component: cytoplasm; cytoskeleton. Lineage: Eukaryota; Metazoa; Chordata; Mammalia; Microbiotheria; Microbiotheriidae. Gene Ontology annotation, molecular function: ATP binding; protein serine/threonine kinase activity. Gene Ontology annotation, biological process: peptidyl-threonine phosphorylation; actomyosin structure organization. The transcript has 37 exons.